AGACCAUGCAGACGACUUUUCCCGAGCUGCUGCUAUUCAGCACUAUACUGUAUCAGCUCACCACUGGCUGCUUGCCGGAUUCUCCCUCACCACCGCCGUCGCAUGAUGCCAUUGUGGCGCGCGACCAGUGUUGCCACACUUCAUCGGCAUCUUCCGCGGGCUCGGAGUGCGAGCCUGUGGCUUCAUCGAGCUCGCUAGUAGCUUCGUCAAGCUCACCGCGCCCUCCCACACCUACCAAACCUCGGACCCGCGGCCUUCAACGACUGCGGCGCAAGGCGCCACCCCCGCUGGACACUUCACUCCAGCCGCCAUCCGACACGCCCACCAACGAAGAAAAUGCCGCAACACCACCACCCACCGCAGAGCUAGCCUGCCUACCUUACCUCCAGCAACGCGAAUACCGCGACGUGCUCGUCUUCCGCAUACCGUAUCCCGUCGCUGAUUGCCAGGGACGCGCUUGGGGCACGCGAGGGCGGCACUUGCUGGAUCGAUGCAAGUUCGGUACGCGGAGGCAGCGGUUAAUAGCAAGGAUCCUUUUGCGGGCGGAGGGGUAUACGACUUUGCUGCCGGAGGAAGAGGAGGGGGAUAUCGGGCGGUUUUUCAGACAGUUCCAAUAGGUGGAGGCAGACGUCAGGUUGUGGUAUACGAUGUGCAUGGGGUUGGUGGCACAUAAUGUGCAUGCCCUGGUGGGUAUAAUUUACUACUACGAUACGCACGAUGGCUUGUAGUCAUCAUGGAGGGGGUGUACAGUCCACAUAGGAUGUAGAUAAUGUCGAAGGGUUGGGGGUGAGCGUGAGCUAGGCGGCACAUAUCCUAGGGUGGCACGUACCGAUGACAAUGGGACGAGUCGAAGAG
Schizophyllum commune H4-8 is the source of this 855-nucleotide messenger RNA. RefSeq lists its product as uncharacterized. NCBI's taxonomy places the organism in Eukaryota, Fungi, Basidiomycota, Agaricomycetes, Agaricales, Schizophyllaceae. The record is from RefSeq and is a predicted model, not a curated record. The transcript has a single exon. Bases 6 to 617 code for a protein of 203 amino acids.